AUGAGCCGUUUGGUAUGUGGGCCGACGACGGAGGAGCUCCGGCGAGGGCCGUGGACUGUGGACGAAGACCUCCUCCUCGUUAACUACGUCGCCCAGCAUGGCCAAGGCCGGUGGAAUGCCCUCGCUCGCUCUGCAGGCCUGAAACGAACCGGAAAGAGCUGCAGAUUCCGAUGGCUCAACUAUCUCCGGCCGGACGUUCGCCGAGGAAACAUCACACCGGAGGAACAACUCAUUAUCGUCGAACUCCAUUCUCGGUGGGGGAACAGGUGGUCGAAGAUCGCUCGCUUCCUCCCCGGAAGGACCGACAACGAGAUCAAGAAUUACUGGAGGACGCGGGUGCAGAAGCACGUGAAGCAGCUCCGCUGCGACGCCAGUAGCAGAGCGUUUAAGGACGCAAUGCGCCGCCUGUGGGUUGAUCGGAUACUUGAACGAAAACUUUGUGAUCGGAAGUCUAAUGGAAAGUUGGCAAAGGAAAAGUUUAAGUGGGUCACAAUUGACUGGAUAUUUGAUGAUUGA
Zingiber officinale is the source of this 516-nucleotide messenger RNA. Its product is annotated as transcription factor MYB2-like. Gene Ontology annotation, biological process: regulation of DNA-templated transcription. NCBI's taxonomy places the organism in Eukaryota, Viridiplantae, Streptophyta, Magnoliopsida, Zingiberales, Zingiberaceae. The transcript has 5 exons. The record is from RefSeq and is a predicted model, not a curated record. Bases 1 to 516 code for a protein of 171 amino acids. Gene Ontology annotation, molecular function: sequence-specific DNA binding; DNA-binding transcription factor activity. Gene Ontology annotation, cellular component: nucleus.